Molecule: messenger RNA, 973 nt
Organism: Theobroma cacao (cacao)
Lineage: Eukaryota; Viridiplantae; Streptophyta; Magnoliopsida; Malvales; Malvaceae
Source: RefSeq, a predicted model, not a curated record
CUUUUUUACUGCAUUGAGACUGAAAUUCUGUGCUGUUGAUAUAAAUUCGGAGAAAUAAAAAGAUGGUUUUUGUUGGUGAUCAAAAUCCUAAGGUGGGUUCAACUUUGUCAAUGGAUUCUUCUAGAAAAAGGAAGAGACGUAAUGGCUUAUCAGUUGCUGACACCCUCAAGCUCUGGAGUCAAAACGAGGAGGCCAAGCACCCGCGUAAAGCUCCUGCCAAGGGUUCGAAAAAGGGGUGUAUGAGAGGGAAAGGAGGGCCUCAGAAUCAAAGCUGUAACUACAGAGGUGUUAGGCAGAGGACUUGGGGAAAAUGGGUGGCUGAAAUCCGAGCUCCCAAUCGAGGGAAGAGGCUCUGGCUCGGUACCUUUCCCACUGCUUAUGAAGCUGCUUUAGCAUACGACGAAGCUGCCAGGAUGAUGUACGGUGAAAACGCAAUCCUCAAUAUGCCUUACGUUUCAGAUUCCGACUCAGUUGCAACCACUUCAAACGCGUUUUCUGAGGCUGACUUCGUGACUGUGUGGCCUGAGUCUGAAAUCUGUGGAUAUCAUGCGUUUGGUGAAGGUGAAAGGAUGAAUGUUGAGUUUCCUGUGGAUUCUGAAGCUCCCUCCACAAGCGGAGUAAUUAAUACGACAGAUGAAUUUCAACCUGCAAAACCAGAAGAGGAGUGUAUGAAGGAGACAGAUUACAGUUGGCUUAAUGGAUUGGAUUUCAGUGAAGAUAUUCCAAUAAUUGGAGCGCCUGGUGUCUGGGAUGUUGGAUCCUACUUUAGUGAGGAUGAAGUUUUCAAUAUAGAUGAGAUUCUAGGUUGAGUGGAAAGUUUGGGAAGGUAUGGAAAAAAUGGAGUGUUUUAUCUCUCUUCCAUUGACAUUUAACGCGCAGAAAAAAUCUUUUCUUUUCUUUCUUUUUUUUUUGAUAGCAUAAUGUAAUUAUUACAAGAUCGAGAAAGUUCUAAUUUUGUCUCCAUUGAACUUUA